UGUAGCGAGAGAGGAGAUGGGGGUUCCUGUAAUAGACGUGAUGAAGCUAAGAGGAGAGAAUAGAGAACAUCAGAUGGCCUUACUUGGUGAUGCAUGUGAAAAUUGGGGCUUCUUUCAGAUAGUGAACCAUGGCGUGGAGAUAAAGGUGAUGGAUAGGCUCAAGGGGUUAAUGAAUGACCACUAUGAGGAGUACAUGAAGCCCCAAUUCCAAUUCCAUGACUCGCACGUGCAAAAUGAGUUAGAGAGGUCUCCUUCUUACGUGCGCAGCUUUGGGGACUGGGAGUGCAGCUUCUUUGUGAAACACAUGCCAACCUCCAACUUAACCCUCCUUCCCCAAAUAUCUGAUGAUCUCAAGCAAGCCAUCCAUGAGUAUGUUGAAGAGGUGAAGAAGGUGGCAGAGAUGAUGCUGGACCUGUUUUGUGAGAACUUAGGGCUAGAAAGAGGGUAUCUGAAGAAGGUGUUUUUGGGGUCGGAUGGCCUUCCGAUGCUGGGCACGAAGCUUGCGAAGUAUCCGGUCUGCCCUAGGCCCGACCUGGUUCGGGGUCUACGAGCCCACACUGAUGCUGGGGGGAUCAUUUUCCUGCUUCAAGAUGAUCAAGUUCCGGGUCUUCAAUUCGUCAAAGAUGGGAAAUGGGUGGAUGUCCCUCCACUGGCUAACUCCCUGUUCAUCAACAUUGGUGACCAGUUGGAGGUGAUAACAAAUGGGAGAUACAAGAGCAUGUUACACAGGGUGUUGGCAAGGGAAGAUGGCAGCAGGCUGUCUAUCGUCACCUUCUACAACCCCGCAGAUGAUGCAGAGAUAGGCCCCGCCCCCGAGCUCACCUACCCGUCCAGGUUCAGGUUCGGGGAAUACAUGAACAUCUACGCCUCCACCAAGUUCUCAGACAAGCAACCCAGAUUUGAAGCUAUGAAAAAGCAUGCAGUAGAUACUCCACUUCUUGUCUAGGGUUUGAGGGCAUUGUGCUUCAAUUAAGUUCUGGUUUUUCUUUCUUUCUUUUUGUACUGGUUUGCAAAUCAGCAUUUUGUUCUGGUGGGAUUGCGAUAAAGACUGCAUGUACUUGGGUUAGCCGGAUAUUAUUUCAG
Amborella trichopoda is the source of this 1083-nucleotide messenger RNA. RefSeq names its product 1-aminocyclopropane-1-carboxylate oxidase 1. The record is from RefSeq and is a predicted model, not a curated record. Lineage: Eukaryota; Viridiplantae; Streptophyta; Magnoliopsida; Amborellales; Amborellaceae.